GCGGGCACGGCGGCGGCUCUGGCGACUCCGGCGACUCCGGCGACUUCGGCGACUCCGGCGACUCGGGCCGCCCCGCCGCGGGGUGCCAUGGGCGCGCGCACCUGCGCGGGCGCGCCGGGCCGGCUGCUGUAGGGGGCGGCGGCGAGCGGACCCGCGACCGGCCGGGGCGCUGGAGCAUGGGGGGCGCGGCCGUCGGAGGGGCGCGCCCGCGGCUGGCGUGGCUCGGACUGUGCUUCUGCGCGGCGGCGGCGGCGGCGGCUCGAGGAGCCGAUAAUGGCGAAGUCCUCCCCGAUUCCAUCCCCUCGGCUCCUGGGACACUGCCUCAUUUCAUAGAGGAGCCCGAUGAUGCCUACAUCAUCAAGAGCAACCCUAUUGCACUGAGGUGCAAAGCCAGACCAGCCAUGCAGAUAUUCUUCAAAUGCAACGGCGAGUGGGUUCAUCAGAAUGAACACGUCUCCGAGGAGACUCUGGAUGAGAGUUCCGGCCUGAAGGUCCGGGAAGUGUUCAUCAACGUCACCAGGCAGCAGGUGGAGGACUUCCACGGGCCUGAGGACUACUGGUGCCAGUGCGUGGCCUGGAGCCACCUGGGGACCUCCAAGAGCAGGAAGGCCUCCGUGCGCAUAGCCUAUUUGCGAAAGAACUUUGAACAAGACCCGCAGGGAAGGGAGGUGCCCAUCGAAGGCAUGAUUGUGCUGCACUGCCGGCCCCCAGAGGGGGUUCCUGCAGCGGAGGUGGAAUGGCUGAAAAAUGAGGAACCCAUUGACUCUGCACAAGAUGAGAAUAUUGACACGAGGGCUGACCACAACCUCAUCAUCAGGCAAGCGAGGCUCUCAGACUCAGGAAACUAUACCUGUAUGGCAGCGAAUAUUGUGGCCAAGAGAAGGAGCCUGUCAGCCACGGUUGUAGUUUAUGUGAAUGGAGGCUGGUCUUCCUGGACAGAGUGGUCAGCCUGCAAUGUUCGCUGUGGUAGAGGAUGGCAGAAACGUUCCCGGACCUGCACCAACCCAGCUCCUCUCAAUGGUGGGGCGUUUUGUGAGGGAAUGUCAGUGCAGAAAAUAACCUGCACUUCUCUUUGUCCUGUGGACGGGAGCUGGGAAUUGUGGAGUGAAUGGUCGGCCUGCAGCCCCGAGUGUGAGCAUUUGCGCAUGCGGCAGUGCACAGCACCACCCCCCCGAAAUGGGGGCAAAUUCUGUGAAGGUCUGAGCCAGGAAUCGGAGAACUGCACAGAUGGUCUCUGCAUUCUAGAUAAAAAACCUCUUCAUGAAAUAAAACCCCAAAGCAUCGAGAAUGCCAGCGACAUUGCUCUGUACUCAGGCUUGGGUGCUGCCGUGGUGGCUGUGGCGGUUCUGGUCGUUGGAGUCACCCUGUAUAGACGGAGCCAGAGUGACUAUGGCGUGGAUGUCAUUGACUCAUCUGCAUUGACAGGUGGCUUCCAGACCUUCAACUUCAAAACAGUCCGUCAAGGUAACUCCCUCCUCCUGAAUUCCUCCAUGCAACCAGACCUGACAGUGAGCCGAACAUACAGUGGGCCCAUCUGUCUCCAGGACCCACUGGACAAAGAACUCAUGACGGAAUCCUCGCUCUUUAACCCACUGUCAGACAUCAAAGUCAAAGUCCAGAGCUCCUUCAUGGUCUCCUUGGGAGUGUCGGAGAGAGCCGAAUACCAUGGCAAAAAUCAUUCCGGAACGUUCCCCCAUGGAAACAACCGCAGCUUCAGUACCAUACACCCCAGAAACAAAACACCCUAUAUCCAAAAUCUUUCAUCACUCCCCACCAGGACAGAACUGAGAACAACAGGAGUCUUUGGUCACUUAGGAGGACGCUUAGUGAUGCCGAAUACAGGCGUGAGUUUACUCAUACCUCAUGGCGCCAUCCCAGAGGAGAAUUCCUGGGAGAUUUAUAUGUCCAUCAACCAAGGUGAACCCAGCCUCCAGUCAGAUGGAUGCGAGGUGCUUCUGAGUCCUGAAGUCACCUGUGGGCCACCAGACAUGAUUGUCACCACUCCCUUUGCCUUGACCAUUCCACACUGUGCAGAUGUCAGUUCUGAGCACUGGAAUAUCCAUCUGAAGAAGAGGACACAGCAGGGAAAGUGGGAGGAAGUGAUGUCAGUGGAAGAUGAAUCUACAUCCUGUUACUGCCUUUUGGACCCGUUUGCAUGUCAUGUGCUUCUCGAUAGCUUUGGGACUUAUGCCCUGACAGGAGAACCAAUCACAGACUGUGCCGUGAAGCAACUCAAGGUGGCGGUGUUUGGCUGCAUGUCCUGUAACUCUCUGGAUUACAACUUGAGAGUGUACUGUGUAGACAAUACCCCUUGUGCGUUUCAGGAAGUGGUUUCAGACGAAAGGCAUCAAGGUGGACAACUGCUGGAAGAACCAAAGUUGCUGCAUUUCAAAGGGAAUACCUUUAGUCUGCAGAUCUCUGUCCUCGACAUCCCUCCAUUCCUCUGGAGAAUCAAACCAUUCACUGCAUGCCAGGAAGUCCCGUUCUCCCGCGUGUGGUGCAGUAAUCGGCAGCCCCUCCACUGUGCCUUCUCCCUAGAGCGCUACACACCUACCACCACCCAACUGUCCUGCAAAAUCUGUAUCCGGCAGCUCAAAGGCCAUGAACAGAUCCUGCAGGUGCAAACAUCAAUCCUAGAGAGUGAAAGAGAAACCAUCACUUUCUUUGCACAAGAGGACAGCACUUUCCCUGCACAGACUGGCCCCAAAGCCUUCAAAAUUCCCUACUCCAUCAGACAGAGGAUUUGUGCUACAUUCGAUACUCCCAAUGCCAAAGGCAAGGACUGGCAGAUGUUAGCACAGAAAAACAGCAUCAACAGGAAUUUAUCUUAUUUUGCUACACAAAGCAGCCCAUCUGCUGUCAUUUUGAACCUGUGGGAAGCUCGUCAUCAGCACGAUGGUGACCUUGACUCCCUGGCCUGUGCCCUCGAAGAGAUUGGGAGGACACACACGAAACUCUCAAACAUCACAGAAUCCCAGCUCGACGAAGCCGACUUCAACUACAGCAGGCAAAAUGGACUCUAGUCGACUUCCUCUCCUGAGGCAGCAGCGGCCAGCUUCAAAACAUUGGCUUUAAAUGGGGGAAAAUGAGGGAGCUUUCUGCCUAGUGGCAUUUGGGGGAUUCAGCCUUCAUUGCAACCAGGGGAAUCCCUAGUUGAAGGAACUGAAUUUUGUAUUGAAUAUGUUCAUAAGAAAAUGUACAAGCUCUCUUUACUAGUGGAGGGUUCCACUGUCUCCUCUGAAUCCAUACUCGGGUUAAGAGUCUACAAACUCAGAUUUAGAGUUCAAGAAAGAAGAGAGGGCUCUUUUAGAUAAAAAGGGAACUGUGGGAAAAUAUGAGCUACAAUGAAGCUGGGAUGGCAGAGAUUGAACAAAUGCAUGCUUUGAAACAGGUUUUUAAUGAUGUGCCCCAAAGAGCCAGCUGAUUAUGGUACCAGAUUGUCCUGGUUUUCUACCAGUUGGCAUCUGUAAUAUUGGCGCUCAGUGUGAAACUGGCUUUUAGAAGGGAAACAGGUUUGCCAACCCAUUUGUAUGACUUCAACUAUGAUAAAGAGAUUGUUUCAAAUUUAGAAUCUGAGUGCAUUGCACCAACACCAAUCCCUUGUUUAUUCUAGCCACUUAACAUAAACAAGAUUGAGAUUACAUAAAAUCCACAGAUAAGUUGCAUAGUCUCUCACCUUCAUCUUUGCUCCUAGAGACAAAUCUACCACAUUUUUUCUUUCCAUCCUUUAUCCUUUAUUGUAGAGAUUUCAAGGAUACAAAUUAGACUUUUCAAUAUAGUGUUGUAUUUCUUCUAUGUUAACAAAGUAAGAGCACCCUUAUCCCAACAAAAAUACUAAAAUGGCAGGUUUAUAACACAGUCUAUCACAUGGAUUUGGAGAUUAGGGGCCAAAUCAGUUCUAAGGAAACACAUCAAUUGCUAAUGUCACAGUUCUCAAAAUAAGCUACAUUUCAAGAUGGAGGUAUUAAUUCAAGCCCCAAAUUGUUUAAUGGGUUUUGAUUCUAAGUUUGAAUGUAGUUUCUUGAAAUUUGAUAGGUGUUUGUACUAGAUUAACAGAAACUAUCUCUCUGUAUGGCUAGACAGGUCAUUUUUCUUUUGCCUCUUGGGAAAUUAGCAGAUAAUUUUGCUCUGAAUUAUAUCCAAGUAAGUAAAUUUGAGAAAUACCUCUACCACAAUGUUCCAGAAGCCACAGGAUUGUUCAGGGAGCCUUCUAGCUCUUAUGACUCAAACUCACCAAGUAUGCUUUCUCCAUUGCACCAUUUUCAUAUUGCUUUAUGUUUUAUAGAAGAGGUGUUGGUAUUAUAGAGAAAUCCACAAAUAAAUUUAUGACCCAUACCACUUUCCCCUGUAAAAUCAUUUUCUACAAGAUAUUCUGAUAGACUAAGGAGGAAUUGAUGUCUUCUUGUUCAUCUCUUGCAGAUAUUUUAAAUUAGUUUAUCACAGUCAGGAUCACAGAAGGAUGAAAAUUAACCACAAAACAAAUGAACUACUGGGUUGAAUGAUCAUAAAAUUAAAAUUGCCAGGGAAUGGGGGAGGUGAUGAGUACUUGUCAGUAGGAAGAUGAUCAAUUUUUAAAUGUUUUUAUAGACCCCAGGUUUUAAAAAUACUGUAAAUUUCCAAGUAAGUGAAAAUAAUCUAAAACUAAGUUGAAUUUAUGAUGCCAUGGAUGCAGCAGUGAAAACUCUUAACAUUUCAGCCAUUUUCUCUAAUAUGUGGUUUAUACAUGGAACCCUGCAUUUGAUAGAAGGCUUUGCUACAUUAAAUUCAAAGCAUCCUGCUUUUCUCAGGAACCAAAUGCAUAGUAUAUUGAACAAAUUCCAAGGAAACUGCCCACCAUAUUUUCAAAAUAUCAUAUCUCUAUCAGAAAAGCAACCUCUUGUCUGUGCUCAAGUUGCUUAUUUCUCUAGUAAGCCAUAGAAACCAUAAGCGCAUAAAUCAUUUCACAUCCUGAUAUAAUUUCUAGAAGAAAAGUAAAAGUAGAUGUUCAGUCAUCUAAAAUAAAGGUGAUUGGCAGGAGUGGUAUGAUAUGCACAAAGAAACUGUAUUAACUGAUAAAUGACUUAUAGAAAUAUAUUUUACAAUUUAUAUUAGUAAACACCUAAUGGCUUAUAACCAUCCUGCUUCUUCAUUCUUUCCUUGUAAUUGGCUUAAUAAUGAUUGCAUUUGUCAAUCUACAUACUUCCUUUUGAGAAUUUUGAUAUAUUUGAAAUUAAUGAAUAAAAUGAUCCCCUAGAAUCAAUUAUAGAUUAUUUUAAAAUGAGAUUAUCACUAAUAUCUGAAUUUCAAGAAUUUGAUCUUAUUUUUUUAGAAAUUUUCUCAUCAUACUAACAAAGGAAACAGAUUUUUAUAGUUUCAUCUGUGAUACCAGCCAAAGGCUCAAAUUCAUCUUUCGGUCCAUUUUUUCUCCGUCUCCUACAUUUCUGUUAGUUAUGCUAGAUAUAUGAAAUCCUGUAGUUACCACAUGUCAGAAUCAUGCAGUAUUUUGUAAUAGAAUUCCAAAGAGAGCCCAUGUUUAAGAAAUUUAUGGAGGGGUGUGUGUGUGUGUGUGUGUGUGUGUGUGUGUGUGUGUAUGAGAGAGAGAGAGAAAUUUUAAAUUUGAUAGAUUUAUAUUUGAAAUUGUGGUGACACACCAUGACUUAAACCUUGAUCCAUUUUAAUAUUCACCUGUCAUUGUCACAAAUUCUCCUUUGAAAGAGAUUUGCUCAGCAGACCAAGCUCAUACUGAAGACUCUUAUUGUCCUGUUAUAAAAUAACCUUAAAAUUGAAAGUAGCCUUUGAAUCUUGAUAGGUUACUCGAAACUUUUACAGAAUUUUCCACCUAAUGCCAAAUAUUUUAAUAGGCAUUUGUCUAAUAGUUAUGCUUUAAAUAUGACUUAAAAUUAUGCCACCAAAAUGUUGUCCUUUAUACCUUCCCCAAACUACAACAUCGUAGAGUUAAUUUCUAGUUUUUAUAAUAUUGCUGUGCACUCUCACUGACUUAGAUUAAGAUCCUUUAAGUCAAAAGGAAAUUCACUCUAUGGAUUUAAAUGCAAGCUUCAUUUACUGCCACAGAAGGUCUCUUACCACUCAGAUGUACUUCUAUAAAAAAAAUUUCCUGGCAUUUUUAUAAGAGAUGAAUAAAAAUUGACAACUCUUAAAGGAAAAAUAAUUCCUCUUUUAAAAAAAAUCUCCAACUGCUGGUGCUAUCUUUUGCAAAUUUCCUAUAUGUUUUCUUCAUUCAUCUUGGGGAAGGGAUAUUGUCAAAUCACUAAUAUAAGGUUUUCUUUGGAUUAAAAAUAUUGGGCUUAUUACAACUACUUUCUUUUUCUUGACAGAAGUUCUCAACAUUGGCACCAAGAAGUACAGGUAGAAUAUUAAAAUGGUAUAAUAGGUGUUGCUAAUAUUCCCCCCUUCUGGCUAACUUAUCAGUUUCAGCACAUAUUAAAGUCCUUUGAUGUGCUUGUUUUCUUUCUUACCCCUGAGUUUCUUAGCCCCUCUGUAAAGGUGUUGAACAAUAUUGCUAUCAGACAGACUGAAGUUGAAGCCCAGAGUUCUCUGUUCUAGAUCUGCGGCAGUCACAGGAGCCAGGAGAAGCUGAGAAACAGGCUUCUUGGGCCCAUAGUGCGGCCCAUUUCCAUUCAUUUUCUUCAUAAAACAUUGCAACGUUGGGGCUGGAGUGAUAGCACAGUGGGUAGGGCGUUCGCCUUGCACGCGGCCGACCCGAGUUUGAUUCCCAGCAUCCCAUAUGGUCCCCCGAGCACUGCCAGGAGUAAUUCCUGAGUGCAGAGCCAGGAGUAACCCCUGUGCAUCACUGGUGUGACUCAAAAAAGCAAAAACAAAACAAAACAAAAAAACAUUGCAACGUUCGGAAUCCUUGUAACUUCCACCGACUGGAUUUGAGGUGACAUCUACAGCGAGGGAGAGAGCAAAUUGUUGUCCUGCUGUAGUGACACCAUGUGAUUAGCCCUUUGGUGUUAGUUGCCAUAGCGCUGUGUUUGAAAAAUCAAUGCUUUAGCUGAAAGCUGAAUGGCCACCGUUUCCACAGUUUCCACUGUUUUGUCUGCAUAGAAUUUUCCUGAACUACGAGCAAAAAUGUAUUUUGUCAAAUGUCACAAAGUGAAAUGUUUCUAACUUAGGUGUGUUGCAUAUUUUUGUGUUCUUACUUUCCAAACUCUUUCAAAAGCUGCAGUUGCGAUGCUGUUUGGCGGUAUUGACAGCAUGUGGUGUUUCUCGCAAAAGCAACUCUAGGAGCGCCAGUGUCUCCCUUGGACUCUUCCCAUCCCCCGCCAGGGCGUCAGCAAGGUGGAAAGGGCGAUUUGUACGCUGUGUUUUUCUAAAGGGUGACAGGGGAUGGAAACCAGACCUGGCCGUUAGUCACUAGUGUGUAGUACUGUGAUCUGAAGUAGGAAACUUAACUCACAUUAGAAUAAUUGUGGUUUUUGAAGCAGCUACGUUGCUUUUUCCUUUUGCUGUGAAGAUCAUGGAUUUGGAUUGUCCUUGAGAGGUGGCCUAAGACAGUCCAGUGUCUUAGAACCCGGCCUCCACCUGAACCCAAAGACAAAAACGGCUGUAGGCUUCAUGUGCUUAAACUUCAAAAGGUACCUCCCAAAUCCCUAAGAAUGAGUUUACUGGGGGUUACAACUUCUUUUCUAAAAAUGUAUCACCUUGAAUUACAAAAUGUGAUCACUAAAUUUGGUAAUGUGAUAUCUUUUGUGAACAGAAAUGUCAUGAGUAUUUUACAAAACAUGUGAUUUACUAUAAAAGUGAUCUUCUGCUCCAAAUUUUGCAAACCCUCAAAAGUAUUGCACCUCUCAGGCAUUAUUUAUGUACAAAUUCCAAAACUGGAUCAAUUAUAUACAAUUUCCUGAGACAAUAUGAUAGAGAUUUAACUGUGAUUUCAUGAAUCAUAAAAUACACGUGAUCCCUAUGUUGAGGUGAGUUUGUAAGCAAAAUAUCAUGCCUUAUGAUCCCAUUACUGAAACAGACAUUAAAAUUAGAAAUACACCUAAUAAUGCCCAUCUAAUCCUGAGCUUUGCUGCUUAAAGAAAAUUGGCAUUUACCAGAAAAACACUCUCCAAGGCUGAUACCAGAUUCUGUUAGCCACUCCCAUUCAAAACUUCUCUAGAAGAAGAAGGGGGAAAUAUGGCAAUUUUUUAACAGAAAACAAGUGUCUCCUUUUUCUAAAUUAAAAUUAAGACUUUAAAAUUUCUAUUCUUGGGGCUGGAAUGAUAGUCCAGUGGGUAGGGCAUUUUUGCCUUGCAUGUAGCCCACUGGGGUUCCAUCCCCAGAAUCCUGUAUGGUUCCCCGAGAGCUGCCAGGAGUCAUUCCUGAGAGCAGACCCAGAAGUAAUCCUGAGCAUCUCAGUGUGCUCCCUGUCCCCCAAAAGUUUCAUUCUUCAUAAUUGGCACAUUAGUUAAGUUGACCUAAAAAUACUGCAAAUAUAAACAAAAGAAAAUGGACUUCUUCUUCUGACCCAAACUCCAAAAAACUAUGAGUAAUUGUUUACUUCCACUUCUGUAUGGAAGACUUUUCAAACAGCUUUCAUUUAGUUCUGUUUAUUUUGGGAAGAUGCGUGGGGGGAGAAGGUGUUCUUUCAAGUGAUUCAUAUCUCAAGCCCAUACCACUCUCAACUUUAUGCGAUGUGUUCAAAGCCAGAAAAAAAAAAGUAGGUCUGAACACUUAAUUUGACAUGAAGCUGAAGGAGGGCGUAAGCCAGAGCUGAGAGUUUGAAUAAAGCAUGGCCUUGGCUUCAUACCACACUUUUUGUGCCUUGUAUUAUCAAUGUAAAUUCUGAAUGUUGUACAGUAAAUACUUGGAUGGACUUCUUAGAAAAGGCUGCACUGGCUUCUUUUUCAGCACAUGUACAUAUCUAUAAAUAUAUAUACAUAUAUAUUUGGUAAUGCCAAACAGCUGUGUUAUAUUGUAUUGAACAAAAUGGACAGUUUGGAUGUUUUAUGUAGAGUUUGCAAAAAACAAAAAAAAAACAAACAAAACUGGAUGGCUACUGACUUUUCAAGAUAAAUGUACAGACGCAAUUACUGCAUAUCAGUUAUUUAUGAAUAAAGAGUCUUUUAUUGACAUUUUAGGAUA
Molecule: messenger RNA, 9069 nt
Organism: Sorex araneus (European shrew)
Lineage: Eukaryota; Metazoa; Chordata; Mammalia; Eulipotyphla; Soricidae
Gene: UNC5D
Product: unc-5 netrin receptor D
Exons: 17
Coding region: 177-3023 (948 amino acids)
Biological process (GO): netrin-activated signaling pathway
Cellular component (GO): membrane
Molecular function (GO): protein binding; netrin receptor activity
Source: RefSeq, a predicted model, not a curated record